This is a messenger RNA of Melanotaenia boesemani (Boeseman's rainbowfish), 2242 nucleotides long. RefSeq names its product sciellin (gene scel). The transcript has 29 exons. The record is from RefSeq and is a predicted model, not a curated record. Gene Ontology annotation, biological process: epidermis development. NCBI's taxonomy places the organism in Eukaryota, Metazoa, Chordata, Actinopteri, Atheriniformes, Melanotaeniidae. The coding region runs from base 122 to 1810 and encodes 562 amino acids. Gene Ontology annotation, cellular component: cytoplasm.
GAGUGACAUGGGUGUGACUUUAUAUAGUGCGACGUGACAGACAGGUGUUCUGACUUGAACUCCGUUUAGAGGUUACAUUUUUCAAGAAAGUCAAAGAGCCAUUUUUUGAGGUGGUUUCAAAAUGAGCAGGUAUCCAUCACAGACCCCCAAGACCAAUAGCCCCAGCCUGGCAAUUGAAGACAGCAAGAGGAAAUCAACCCUUCUGAAGGACAACAGCUGGAUUAAAAGAAAUGACAAUGAGGAUGAGCCUGUCGACCAAGACCCAAACUUUGGCAGAAGUGUUUUGAGCCGUUACAAAUCCAAUGAAACUCUUGCAAGUUCAGCACCAGAGGAGCCAAAAACCCCCAAACCUAAAAGCACAUCAACAUCUGUGCAGGCGCUCACAAAAAGGUUCAGUGGAAGUCAGGAUGAGCUGAGCAGCAGCUCCCUCCCCUCCAACAGGACUACAUCUUCCUACACCAAAAGAUAUUCAAGUGUGAAGACAGACGAGCCCACCAAGACCACAACUACUACUACUGUCAUAGAGGAGCCAAAAACAAGCACUAAAACCACUACAGUGACUAAGAAUGGCAGUACCACUGAGACCACCAUCACCACAACCCAGGGCGUCAGGUCUCCUGUACUUAAAUCUCCAACCAUGACAGAGACAUUCACUGAGCGCGUCAAGUCUUCAAGCAAAGGGCCGCAGUACUCGGCCUACUCACCCACUAAAACAGUGGUGACAGAGAAAACUGUGAUCAGCACCAAAGACGCUGAGGACAAACUUUUUGACACACUCAUACCUUUCAAGGAUCACUCGAUCAAGAAUGAUUCCCCAAACACAGACAGUAAAACAACUGUCACUACAACCAAGACGGUUAGAAGCAGCACUGACACAAAGCCGCAGUACUCGGCCUACUCACCCACUAAAACAGUGGUGACAGAGAAAACUGUGAUCAGCACCAAAGACGCUGAGGACAAACUUUUUGACACACUCAUACCUUUCAAGGAUCACUCGAUCAAGAAUGAUUCCCCAAACACAGACAGUAAAACAACUGUCACUACAACCAAGACGGUUAGAAGCAGCACUGACACAAAGCCUGAGGACAAACUUUACGACACACUCAUUCCCAAGUCUGUCAAAAACGAUGUCACAGACAGCAAAACACCUGUGUCCAGUACUGAGACUGUGACUGUCAAAAGCAUCCUUAAUGGAGAUGGCAUUAAAACUACAACCACAACAAAGACUUCCAGCUUGACUGAGGAUGAACUGUAUGGCACCCUCCUGCCUAAGUCUCUCACAUCAAAUCAAUCCUCUCCUGUCAGAUCAAGCAUCACAAGGAAAGAGAUUGUUACAGUGGAUAGCAGCAAAGGAGAAGAAAGCCCAACUCUGAAAUCACCUUCCUCCACACAUACCAUCAGCAACAACUACAGUAGCAACCAAAAAACCUACUCCUAUUCCAGACCAGACUCCAGUUACGAGUACACCAGCAUCACCAGUCCCACUGUUUACACCACAACAUCAUACAGGAGUAGCAGCAGGUCGGAUGACACUGAUCCAAUCUACUCUAAAUCUUCCAUGAAAAGUGUCUAUGGAUCCUCUGAAAGACUUGAGAAAGAUCUGUGCACCGUCUGCCAUAAGCCCUUCGCCGGAGAAGCCAAGAUGGUCCUGGAUGACAUGAAGAUCAAAAGCCAUGCUACCUGUUUUAAAUGUGAUGUGUGCAGCAGUACUCUGGGUAAUCUGAAAGCUGGAGACAGCAUGUGGAUCUACAAACGCAUGGUGCACUGUGAGAACUGCUUUGAGAUCACCAGAGAUAAAUGGAGACGCUGAACCUCUGUAAAGAUCAUGCGGAUUAUUCCAUCAUGAUGGUGUGGGUGACAAGGGCUCCUAUAGACUUACAUUAUAAUAAGCCGACACAUCUUUAGGUGGGUGUUUUGACAAAUGACAGACAUGUGAUAUAUAGUGAAUAUGUUGUAAAAGAAAAAUGCUGUAACUGUGUUAUGUCAUUACUGUAUCUGUAUCUACCUCUACACACUAAAUCAGUUCUUAUAUUCUCUUUGGCCUGCAGCUUUUCGGGGACUCUUGUAAUCAAAUGAUAGCAGAUAUUACUAUACUGAGGGCCGGGGGCUUUUUCUUUGUGCAAUAAAGGCUAUAAAAAUUUCUUUGUCUAAAAUAAAAAUGAAUAAAAACAUUCCAGUUCUUGAAGUGUAUCUUUAAAAAGAUAACAGGAUAAUAAAGUAAUGUCUUUAUCAUUGUUUGGCA